AAGGUUCUAAUAACUUUUAAUUUGAUCUUACUUUAUAAGUUACGUUUUUCACGGAUUAAAUAACAUUAUUAUCGUAAUUUAAGUAACGACCAAUCAGAGCAGAGCACGUGGCUUGAGUGGGGUCGAGGCGUCAUCUUUAUAUAAGGCAGUUUGACAGUGGUCACAGGUUGAGUUGUAAAUUGGGAAUGGAUCGAGUUGGGUCCUUGAAGUUGGUUUAUUGGUGGUGUUAAGAAGUGGCGCUUUGAACUCACUGCUCGGUCUUAUUAUUAAGUAUCGGUUUGAGUGUGUAACUUUGAUUUUGUGUGAUUUAAACGUGCUGAAACUAAAUUAAAUAUUGUGAAAACUAUAAUCGACGUGUUUUGUGUUCGCACUUUACCCUCAUGACGCCCACCAAGUCCUCAACCACUAUAGAUGAUGUCGUUGAGAAAAGUGUUUCUCCGACAUCAGAAGUGGGAUCGGUGCCGGCACAAAAUGGAGAUCUACGGACACCAGCAGAAGACGGAUGGCGCGCAUUAUUUGAGGCGCAGCAAACCAGCAUGCGGCUGCUCGUGGAGGCGCUAUCCAACCCACCGAGAACGGAGGACAAGACCAUCACGCUGCCUAAAUUUGAGCCGGAAGUAGCAGACAGCGACGCACGUGCUUGGCUAGCAACGGCGGACAUCUGCUUAUCGGACCGCAAUAUACAGGGAAGUCAACUAGUUCUUAUACUUAGCAAAGCACUGGGAGGUUCAGCCGCAACAUGGUUUUCCCAAAUAGCUUUUCCUAAUAUGAAAUGGAUUGAAUUUAAGGAAAUUUUUCUUUCCCGCUUUGAUACGCUUGAAACGUGUGCAGCGACGAUACUAAACACGCUAAAUAGUAAACCGCAAGAAGGUGAAAGCCUCGCUGCAUAUUCAAGUCGUCUGUUUACUCUGCUUAUGUCACGUUGGGGUAGUUUAGGUAAAGAGGAGAUAGUGGUAUCGCUGAUACUUGCACAUAUUGGGCAAAUCGAGCCGCGAUUACAACAUCACAUAUUUUCGGAAGAAAUAAGUACCCGCAUUAAAAUGCAGCGAGAGAUGAUGGCCUUUUCUUACCGCAAAAGAAGCUACCAAGAGGCAGCGAAAACUGUUACAAGCGCCGCGCAUGAUAAUAAACGCCCUAAAUUAAGUUCCAUAUCGACCAACUGUUACUCUUGCGGAAAAUUUGGACAUAAAUCCUUUGAAUGUUUCAGCCGAACACAAGACAAGCAGCAAACAACUCCGUUCUCCGAGCGCCCCAACACGGCCGUUGCUACUCGGACCUCUGUCACUUGUUUCAAUUGUGGUGUUGAGGGCCACGUAGCAUCACGCUGCUCGAAGGCAUCGCCGGUUGCACCAGCAGCGGCAUCCAGCGUUGUGAAGCGAGUGGACAUGUGCGGUGUGAGACCUGUCACCGGAAUAAUCACUCAAUUUGAUAAUGAUGAUGCCCGGCCUUCAACAUCACACGAGGGCGUGUGAUAUGUCAGGACGGCCGUGUCGGAGGAAGCCAUUGAUGGAGUUGCUUGUUAAUUGUACGAUACUGCAUAAAAUUGUCUCUUUAUCAUCUAAACACAUUUUAGAAAUCUUAAUAUAAUUUAAUACGAAUUCUUACAUUGUUGUAAAGCCUAAAACAUGUUUCUAAUAACGGAUUUGUGAUUAUAUUUAAAGUAGGAAGUUAUUAAGUAGCCAUUGUCAACUGAAUUACUGUUUAACGCAUAGUGUGCAAUGUUUAAUGUUUAUUGAAAUUGUAAAAGGUUCUAAUAACUUUUAAUUUGAUCUUACUUUAUAAGUUACGUUUUUCACGGAUUAAAUAACAUUAUUAUCGUAAUUUAAGUAACGACCAAUCAGAGCAGAGCACGUGGCUUGAGUGGGGUCGAGGCGUCAUCUUUAUAUAAGGCAGUUUGACAGUGGUCACAGGUUGAGUUGUAAAUUGGGAAUGGAUCGAGUUGGGUCCUUGAAGUUGGUUUAUUGGUGGUGUUAAGAAGUGGCGCUUUGAACUCACUGCUCGGUCUUAUUAUUAAGUAUCGGUUUGAGUGUGUAACUUUGAUUUUGUGUGAUUUAAACGUGCUGAAACUAAAUUAAAUAUUGUGAAAACUAUAAUCGACGUGUUUUGUGUUCGCACUUUACCCUCAUGACGCCCACCAAGUCCUCAACCACUAUAGAUGAUGUCGUUGAGAAAA
Messenger RNA from Vanessa atalanta (red admiral), 2173 nucleotides. RefSeq lists its product as uncharacterized. Gene Ontology annotation, cellular component: cytoplasm. The transcript is spliced from 2 exons. Gene Ontology annotation, molecular function: zinc ion binding; mRNA binding; single-stranded RNA binding. The coding region runs from base 381 to 1472 and encodes 363 amino acids. The record is from RefSeq and is a predicted model, not a curated record. Gene Ontology annotation, biological process: positive regulation of cytoplasmic translation. NCBI's taxonomy places the organism in Eukaryota, Metazoa, Arthropoda, Insecta, Lepidoptera, Nymphalidae.